UGUGGGGCCGUCGGGUUCUGCCCGGCGGCAGUCGGCGUCUCUGCACGCCAUGGUGGUGGUGGGGAGUGCGGGAGGUUUCUCCACGCUGACACGGAAGAACGGCAUCAAGGUGGGCGCCGGUUCUCCGUGCAGCGUGGAGGACGUGUGUCUGGCUGUGGGGGAGGUUGUUGGACAUGGGUCCAUUAAGUCGGCAGCUCGCAUGAGUGGAGCUGUCGUCUUAUUUGUGGAGAAAGUGGAGCAGGCUCAGCGGCUGGUGGAAGCAGGCAUCUCUGUCAAUGGGUUGUUUCUGCAAGUUUCCCCAUUGACACUGCCUGCAACCAGAGUCACUCUGUCGAGCGUCCCUCCGUUCAUCAGUGACGAGUUCCUGAUCAAAGAACUGUCCCGACACGGAGGGACACGUAAUUAAAGUGUGCCCUGAUGGGGCCGGGAGGAGGCCCGCUGCUGCUGAGCAGAUGGGGCCUCCGCCUAGUGUGGCUGCUGCUGCUGCGGUGGAGGAGCCCGCCGCUGCUGCGGUGGAGGAGCCCGCCGCUGCUGCGGUGGAGGAGGCCCGCCGCUGCUGCGGUGGAGGGGCCCGCUGCUGCUGCUGCGGCGGGGGUUGCCGCGGUGGUGUCGGAGGGACGUGCGGCGGCUGCGGAGGAGCCUAUGGUGGAGGAGCCUGCUCCAGGUAUUGUUGAGGCGUCAGUCAUGAAAACUGUGAAAUCUGUUAAGAUGAUUGUGUGUGUGAGGAAGGAUGGGAGCACGGUGCUGAGUGGUGAUGGGGUGAAUGGUGGUGAGGCUGAGAGCGCAGGUGGGGAGAGAGACGGUGUGCAGGGAGAGCAGGAGGAGGUGAAGGGUGAUGAGGGCUAUUUGGCGUGUGGAGUUCAGGGAGAGAAAGGUGAGGUGGAGGUUAGAGGACAGGUUGAAAGAUCGACUGAAAACAGUGUGGAGUUGUUUUGUGGAGGUGGCGUGGAGGGAGAGAGGGGUGAAGCAGAGGAGGUGAUGGAGCUGGAGGCUUCAGCACCUAAAAGAAAAAGUAAGAGGAAGAAUGUGGUGGCUGCUGCACAAGCCAGCAAGCUGGCCAGCAAACAGGCCAGCCAGCAGGCUGCAGAGAAGGAGGAAGAGUCAGACAGCAGCGAUGCUGAGAGCUGGGUCUCUGACACCAGUGAGCUCUCUCUGUCACAGUCCAGCGAUAAGGAGCCUUUAUACCCUGCAGAGUCUUUUAGAGAUUUUUUAGUAAAUACAAAAGGUUUUAAGGGAUUAAAAAUAGAGGCAUAUUUUCCUUAUUUAAGAUUAUUUUAUUCAUCUGCAAGACAUCACAUCAGCAACAAGGGGUCAUCAGGUUUAACUGAUAGACAGAUCUUUAGAUUAAGGAAAAUAAUGUCCAAAGUCAGAAAACAGCUUUAAUGAUGCACAACAGCUUUUUAUUACUUUUUAUAGUUUUUUGGUGUGUUUUUUUAGCUUCUUACCCAUUAUGGAUUCUUUUAAAAUAGCAUCUUUGAAUCUUAACGGGGCGAGGGAGGCUGAAAAACGUGCUUUAAUUUAUCAAACCUUAAAACAAAAAAGAAUCGAUGUUGUGUUUUUACAAGAAACCCAUAGUGAUAUUUUAACUGAAGCAGACUGGAGUAGAGAGUGGAGGGGGGAGGUCAUCUUAAGCCACGGCACCUCCCAGAGUGCUGGGGUGGGGAUCCUUUUCUCCAGAACAUUCACCCCACUAUCUACAGAAGUUGAGCACGUCAUUCAGGGGAGGUGUCUUUUAGUCAAAGCAAAGUUUGAUCUUUUUAGCAUCGUUUUUAUCAAUAUUUAUUCACCUAUCACCAAUGCAGAGAAAAAGCGUUUUUUUGAAAAAAUUGGGGGAAAGUUGGGUGAUUGUGGGUGUGAUGAUUAUGUUUUUUUAGGCGGGGAUUUUAACUGUACCGAAAAUGAGCUUUUAGACCGCAAUCAUCCAGAGCCGCAUCCAGCGGCCCAACACGCUCUGCGGCAGCUGGUCUUGUCUCACAGCCUGGUGGAUGUAUGGAGGAGGAUGCACGCUGGCUCCAGGCAGUACACAUGGUCCCACAUCAAUGAAAACAGAAUCUCUUUAGCUCGGCUUGAUCGUAUUUAUUGUUUUAAACACCAUUUUAACGUGUUUAAGGCAUGCCAGAUUUUACCGGUGGCUUUUACGGAUCACUCGUUGCUUUUAGGUAGUGUUUUUAUUAGAAACAUUUUACCGAGAAGCGCUUACUGGCAUUUUAACUCUGCUUUAACUCACGAUCGAGGUUUUAAGGAGACUUUAAGUUAUUUUUGGACUGGUUUUAGACGGAGAAAGUCAGAUUUUACCUCUCUUAGACAGUGGUGGGACUAUGGGAAAGUUCAGAUAAAACUGCUGAGUCAACAGCAUACUCUCAACGUCACUCGUGACAUUACCAGAUCUAUCAGAGAUCUGGAGAUGAACAUCGUGGACUUAGAGCAACUCAGCGGAUCCACAGGAAAUCGAGAGCACAUUGAAGCUCUCAAAACUAAACAGCUAGCGUUAGCCAACCUGCUGGAGUCAAAAGUCCAAGGCG
This is a messenger RNA of Cyprinodon tularosa, 2522 nucleotides long. RefSeq names its product sodium/potassium/calcium exchanger 1-like. The transcript has 3 exons. The record is from RefSeq and is a predicted model, not a curated record. The coding region runs from base 418 to 1383 and encodes 321 amino acids. Lineage: Eukaryota; Metazoa; Chordata; Actinopteri; Cyprinodontiformes; Cyprinodontidae.